Messenger RNA from Cebus imitator (Panamanian white-faced capuchin), 1708 nucleotides. RefSeq names its product glucokinase regulator (gene GCKR). The transcript has 15 exons. Lineage: Eukaryota; Metazoa; Chordata; Mammalia; Primates; Cebidae. Gene Ontology annotation, cellular component: mitochondrion; nucleoplasm; cytosol. Gene Ontology annotation, molecular function: fructose-6-phosphate binding; carbohydrate binding; enzyme binding. The annotation marks the transcript as partial. The record is from RefSeq and is a predicted model, not a curated record. Gene Ontology annotation, biological process: glucose homeostasis; response to fructose; carbohydrate derivative metabolic process.
GGUGACAGGUCUGUGGUGGCCUCUAGGGAGGGGACGGAAGAUAGUGCCUUGCACGGGAUUGAGGAACUGAAGAAGGUGGCUGCCGGGAAGAAGAGGGUGAUUGUUGUUGGCAUUUCUGUGGGACUCUCUGCUCCAUUUGUGGCAGGCCAGAUGGACUACUGCAUGAACAACACAGCUGUCUUCUUGCCAGUCCUGGUUGGCUUCAAUCCAGUGAGCAUGGCCAGAAAUGACCCCAUUGAAGACUGGAGUUCAACAUUCCGACAAGUGGCAGAGCGGAUGCAGAAAAUGCAGGAGAAACAGAAAGCUUUUGUGCUCAAUCCUGCCAUCGGGCCUGAGGGUCUCAGCGGCUCCUCCCGAAUGAAAGGUGGAAGUGCCACCAAGAUCCUGCUGGAAACCCUGUUAUUAGCUGCCCAUAAGACUGUGGACCGGGGCAUUGCAGCAUCUCAAAGAUGCCUCCUGGAAAUCUUGCGGACAUUUGAACGAGCUCAUCAGGUGACCUACAGCCAAGGCCCCAAGAUUGCCACCUUGAUGAAGCACGUCAGCACCAGUCUGGAGAAGAAAGGCCAUGUGUACUUGGUUGGCUGGCAGACCCUGGGCAUCAUUGCCAUCAUGGAUGGAGUAGAGUGCAUCCACACGUUCGGCGCUGAUUUCCGAGAUGUCCAUGGCUUUCUCAUUGGUGAUCACAGUGACAUGUUUAACCAGAAGGCUGAGAUCACCAACCAGGGUCCCCAGUUCUCCUUCUCCCAGGAGGACUUCCUGACUUCCAUCCUGCCCUCCCUCAUGGAAAUUGACACUGUGGUCUUCAUUUUCACCCUGGAUGACAACCUCACGGAGGUGCAGACUAUAGUGGAGCAGGUGAAAGACAAGACCAGCAACAUCCAGGCCCUGGCACAUAGCACCGUGGGGCAGUCCUUGCCGAUCCCUCUGAAGAAGCUCUUUCCCUCCAUCAUCAGCAUCACAUGGCCACUGCUUUUCUUUGACUAUGAAGGGAACUUCAUCCAGAAGUUCCAACGUGAGCUAAGCACCAAAUGGGUGCUGAAUACAGUGAGUACGGGUGCUCACGUGCUUCUUGGUAAGAUCCUGCAAAACCACAUGUUGGACCUCCGAAUUAGCAACUCCAAGCUCUUCUGGCGGGCGCUGGCCAUGCUGCAGCGGUUCUCUGGACAGUCCAAGGCUCGAUGCAUCGAGAGCCUCCUCCAAGCAAUCCACUUUCCCCAGCAACUGUCAGAUGAUAUUCGGGCUGCUCCCAUCUCCUGCCAUGUCCGGGUUGCACAUGAGAAGGAACAGGUGAUCCCCAUCGCCUUGCUCAGCCUCUUAUUCCGGUGCUCCAUCACUGAGGCUCAGGCACACCUGGCUGCAGCUCCUUCUGUCUGUGAGGCUGUCAGGAGCGCUCUUGCUGGGCCAGGCCAGAAGCGCACAGCGGACCCCCUCGAGAUCCUAGAGCCUGCCGUUCAGUGAACUGGUGUUUUUGGUUGGGUGAAAGGGGCCCAACCCUGCCCACUCCAGCCCAGCCCACCCAAGGGACUUGUGCCAGCAGCACAUGUGGGAGGGAGAAGCCCCGUUUCCAGGGGCACCAGCAGCCCAGGGUGGGGAGAAGGAUUCUCUCCACUUUGGGGGAGAGUUCUUGCUCUUGACCUGGUAGUUUCUAUUUUCAUUCAAUUAUUCUGAUUUCAGAAAUAAAAUGAAAUGUCUUAUUUUGGAAAGUUAA